Molecule: messenger RNA, 264 nt
Organism: Angiostrongylus costaricensis
Lineage: Eukaryota; Metazoa; Nematoda; Chromadorea; Rhabditida; Metastrongylidae
Source: the annotation of a GenBank genome assembly
AUGAACAUCGAUUCAUUCGAGCAACUUACAACCCGAACCGGAUGUUUGCGAUUAAGAAGACCUGGAUCAAUUCCGGCUUUAACAAUCUUCGUCGUUUGCGCGCCGACGUCAAGCUAUGACGAAGAAGAAGUCGAAGCAUUCUAUAUGGACUUGGAGAAAUUCUACAGAGAAGACCACACAUUCUUCAAAGUCAUCACUGGAGGUUUCAACACCAAGGUUGGACCAAGAACAACGUCUGAAGUCACACUGGAACCCACAUAUUAG